UUUGAAAAUUCAAAGUAAGAAGUGGUCUGUAAUUUUACAACUAAAAGAAGAAUGGGAAUUAACGUUCAAAAUGGAAUCCAUAUAUCUCACGCUCUUUCUUACACUUACGAAUCGUGUCACCGUCAGUGGAUCGUAAAGGAUCAAGAUGCCUGGUGGAAUCACAGUAAAAGAUGCUAGCCCUCAAGAAUUUGUAAAAGCUUUUGCUGGACACCUAAAAAAAGGUAAUAAAUUUAAAGUGCCAGAAUUUGUUGAGAUAGUAAAAACUUCGAAAGCUUGUGAACUUGGACCUUCUGAUCCUGAUUGGUUUUAUAUCCGUGCUGCAGCUGUUGCUAGACAUAUUUAUUUAAGACCAAACCUUGGUGUUGGUGCUAUUCGUAAAAUUUAUGGUCGUGCUCAAAGGAAUGGGACAAGGCCAUCACAUUCAUGCUUAGGAUCAGCCUCAAUUGCUCGAAAGGUCUUACAAUCUCUAGAAGCAAUGAAACUUGUUACUAAAGAUGCAGCAGGUGGACGUAGCUUAACUCCUGCAGGUCGAAGGGAUAUGGAUCGAAUAGCUGGACAGGUUGUGAACAAAGUUUAAAAAUAUAUUACAGAGUUAAUAUUAAA
Hydra vulgaris (swiftwater hydra) is the source of this 603-nucleotide messenger RNA. Its product is annotated as small ribosomal subunit protein eS19. Gene Ontology annotation, biological process: ribosomal small subunit assembly; translation. Gene Ontology annotation, cellular component: ribosome; cytosolic small ribosomal subunit. The record is from RefSeq and is a predicted model, not a curated record. NCBI's taxonomy places the organism in Eukaryota, Metazoa, Cnidaria, Hydrozoa, Anthoathecata, Hydridae. Gene Ontology annotation, molecular function: structural constituent of ribosome; RNA binding.